AUGAGCAACUGCUUUGGACCCAGUCAAAAUUGCCAACUCAUCGACGUUCUUAACUCGAAAGGUAACUCCAAACGCCCAAACGAAAAGAGUCAAAAUAGCCAGAACAGCCAAAACGACAACUCAUAUAUGGAAAAAAAAAAGACGGAAAAACUAAGCGAAAAGGAGACCCAUUCGCCUGAACAGGUCAGGCAAAAUGGAGAAAAAAAACGCACAAUUUAUGAACAGUCAGAAAAAAAAAAAAAAUUGUCAAAUGAUGAAGGAAUCCAAGUUUCAACGUGCGAAACAUUCAUUAAUGAAGAUAAUUAUACAACGUACGAGAAUUUGUCUGUUAAGGAGCUGAGUGAUGAAGAAGUCAUUUCGGAGAGUGAAUACAACAGGAAAAUUAAACAAUGUCAGAAUAAUAUACUUAUAAGCAAAGAAUUUUACGAUUUUCUCGUAAGCAACGAUGAUGACCAGACGAAUGAGAAGUGCACAAAGAAUGACGAGCGUUUUGAGGAACUCCUUCAGAGUGAGGCGAAUUGUGCGCCCGCCGCAUGCUCCACAAAGGUUUCGCACAAUGUGGACGAAUGGAUAAACAAAUUGUUAAAGUGCGAGUUGCUUCACAUGGAGGAAGUCAAGCUCAUGUGCACAUUGCUCAGGGACAUCCUCAAGGAGGAGCCCAACUGUGUGCAAGUUAACGCCCCCGUGACUGUUGCGGGGGACAUUCACGGACAGUUUUACGACCUCCUGGAACUGUUCCACAUAGGAGGAUUUCCACCGGACGUGAACUACCUUUUCCUGGGCGACUAUGUGGACAGGGGGUACUACUCAUGCGAAUGCUUCUGCCUGGUGGCCUGCCUGAAGAUAAAGUACCCGACCAGAGUGACUAUCCUAAGGGGAAACCACGAGAGCAGACAAAUAACCAAGGUUUACGGAUUUUACGAUGAGUGCAUAAGGAAAUAUAAUGGAGAUUACAACGCAUGGAGGUACAUAACAGACGCCUUUGACUAUCUGCCCCUCACAGCCAUCAUUAGCAACCAAAUUUUCUGUGAUCAUGGAGGAAUUUCUCCCUAUUUGCACACCAUUAAUCAAAUUAACGACUUAGAUCGUUUUAAAGAAAUUCCACAGGAUGGCCCCAUUUGUGAUUUGCUUUGGAGUGACCCUGCUGGACCCGAGGAUGGUAUCAUUGAAGGAUGGAAAGCAUCUCCCAGAGGUGCCGGUGUUGUAUUUAGCGAAGAGAGGACGAAUGCGUUUCUUCGACAAAAUAAGCUUAGUUGUAUAUGUAGGGCUCACCAACUGGUGCAGGACGGGUUCUUGUGGAUGCACAAUGAUAAGGUUGUCACCAUUUUUAGUGCUCCUAAUUAUUGUUAUAGAUGUGGCAAUUCUGCCUCUCUAAUGCUUGUAGAUGAAUACAUGGAGAAGGACUUUGUUACCUUUAACACCGCUCCCUUGAGAGCCAACGCCAAGGCUUUGAGAAGGAACGUGGGUUACAUGUUGUAA
Messenger RNA from Plasmodium knowlesi strain H, 1479 nucleotides. RefSeq names its product protein phosphatase-beta, putative. Gene Ontology annotation, molecular function: protein serine/threonine phosphatase activity. Lineage: Eukaryota; Apicomplexa; Aconoidasida; Haemosporida; Plasmodiidae. Gene Ontology annotation, biological process: mitotic cell cycle; peptidyl-serine dephosphorylation. The transcript has 2 exons. Bases 1 to 1479 code for a protein of 492 amino acids. The record is from RefSeq and is a predicted model, not a curated record. Gene Ontology annotation, cellular component: cytosol.